AGCGUUCGAUUACGGUACGGCGCAACAUCUAUUUCACUGAGAAUGAGCAGAAGGCAGCUAGCCAAGAACUCACCACCGCGAAAGAACAACGAAAGGUCAAGCAGAAGCAUCAGAUGGCUCCUUCCGACGACGGUGGUCACAUCGUGAUGCUACCUUUCAUGGCUCACGGCCACCUGGUCCCGUUCCUCGCCCUCGCCAGGCGAAUCCGGCGACGAAGCCGCUUUGCCAUCACCAUCGCCAGCACUCCUGUUAACGUACGCCGCCUUCGUUCCGCUGCCGUAGCAGACCCCACGCUUGCAGCCGUAGAUUUCGCAGAGCUCGCCUUCCACGCCUCCGACCAUGGCCUGCCGUCCGAUGCGGAGAGCACCGAGAAUAUGCCACUGACCCAGAUGGCGGCCCUCUGCUACGCGUCCCUGAGCUUGAGAGCUCCCCUGGAAAGCCUGGUCGCCUCCAUCACCUGCCGGGAGGGUGGGCGGCCACCCGUCUGCAUAAUCUCCGACAUUUUCUUUGGCUGGGCGGUGGAUGUGGCCAAGGCCUUCGGGACGAGGAGCUACAGCUUCACCACUUGCGGGGCCUAUGGGACCUCGGCGUACGUGUCCUUGUGGCUCCACCUCCCACACCGUGCAACAGAGUCCUGCAAGUUCGUGGUACCGGGAUUCCCAGAACGAUGCCUCUUCGACAAGUCGCGCCUUGUGGCGAUGAUCCGGGAGGCAGAUGGGGACGACUUGUGGUCCAGAUACCUCCGGCCUCAGUUCGAGCUCACUCUCAAUUCGAGCGGGUGGUUGUGUAACACGUCCGAGGAAUUUGAGCCGCUCGGAGCGGCCGCCCUGAGAAACCUGGUGAAGCUUCCGGUCUGGACCAUCGGUCCCCUUCUUCCUGACGUGAUUGUCAGGAACGACGACUCUUCAGGUUCCUUGAAUUCCAUCUCUGAACAUCGACCUGAAAAGCCGCUUGGGAUCACCCCGGACAGAUGCGUCGAGUUUCUCGACGCGCACCCUCCGAGCUCUGUUGUGUACGUCUGCUUCGGUUCCCAAAACACUAUAACCGAGUCCAACAUGAAGGAGCUCGCAGCUGGGCUCGAAGCGAGCGAAAGGCCGUUCAUAUGGGUCAUGAGGCCGCCCCUCGGGUUCGACAUGGGGAGCGAGAUAAGGGACGAGUGGCUGCCACCAGGGUUCAAGGAGCGAGUCACAAGGGUAGAGAAGAAGAGGGGGUUGCUGGUGAGGGACUGGGCACCGCAGCUGGAGAUCCUGCGGCACGGGUCGACCGGGGCGUUCCUUAGCCAUUGUGGUUGGAACUCAACCAUGGAGAGCCUGAGUCAGGGGGUGCCGAUCAUCGGUUGGCCGAUGGCAGGGGAGCAAGCGUACAACGUGAAGAUGAUGGUGGAGGAGAUGGGAGUCUGCGUCGAGCUAGCGAGGGGGGCAGUAGGCGACGUAAGCCGGGAGGAGGUGAGGAGGGCGAUCGAGGCGGCGAUGGAUGCAAAGAGGGGGAAAGGGAAGGAGUUGAGAGAGAGAGCCACGGGGGUGAGGGAGAAGAUCAGGAGGGCAGUGAGAGAGGGAGAGGGGUCUUCAGAUAAAGCAAUGGAUGAGUUUCUGAGGAAUCUGGUGAUGGCUUGAUCGUCGUCGUCAUUCAGUGCAUGGAAUGAGCAGUACGGUGGGGUGGAAAAGAUGACCUUUGUUUUCGCGACACUCUCAAUAAAUUCAUUCGACGCGUUGUUCUCUUCUUUUCGUCCUAAAUUGAGACUCGCGAUUUUGCUCUUUUUCGGGAGAUCACCCAACUUAACAUUGCUCUCACCUGAGCAUGUUAUAUUAGAGUUUCAGCGCUAAAUAAUAUUAUUAUCUCAAAAAGCUUCUAUUA
Messenger RNA from Syzygium oleosum, 1854 nucleotides. RefSeq names its product UDP-glycosyltransferase 92A1-like. Gene Ontology annotation, molecular function: UDP-glycosyltransferase activity. The transcript has a single exon. The record is from RefSeq and is a predicted model, not a curated record. NCBI's taxonomy places the organism in Eukaryota, Viridiplantae, Streptophyta, Magnoliopsida, Myrtales, Myrtaceae. The coding region runs from base 114 to 1613 and encodes 499 amino acids.